Messenger RNA from Diaporthe batatas, 1155 nucleotides. RefSeq lists its product as uncharacterized. Lineage: Eukaryota; Fungi; Ascomycota; Sordariomycetes; Diaporthales; Diaporthaceae. Bases 1 to 1155 code for a protein of 384 amino acids. The transcript has a single exon. The record is from RefSeq and is a predicted model, not a curated record.
AUGGACGCAGCAUCUGCUUAUAACCAGCAUUCGAGCCAGGGCCGCCGCAAGAACCGCUCCUCGACGAACCUCAACCACCUAUCCCUUGCCCCGUUGACCACAAAGCUUCCAAUCAACGACACUGAGAUCAUGUUUACCGAACUGAACAUUCAAACCUAUUCCACUUCGUAUAUCCAGGGCAAGUCUGCCCCCACCACGCCCUCGCUGCUGAGCCGCUCUCCGCGGCGGGCGAGCUCCAGGACUCGACACCACUCCCGCCAGGGCUCCGCGACCCCAUUGCCAAAGAGCAAGUCCGCCAUUCAUAUAGGCCCACAGGGCAGGCCUCCCAGGUCCGGCACCACAUCACCUGGCGGGCAGAGGCGCGGGUCGAGAAGGGAAGAGCCCGCAUCUGCCCGUGGCAGGACCGACAGCGAUUGGCUCCUCCGCGCCGGUGUUCUGAUCAGCAGCGAGACCAGAGAGUCCAAAGGCCAGUCAUGGCUGGUCUCCCGCGCGAGCUCGACCAGCCUGACAGGUAUGCAGGCCGAUCGUGAGGACGAGGACGACGACCAUGACCCGGACAUGUUCGAGAGGGAGAGGAUAGCCCGCGAGAACGCGAUCGCGAGCAAGCACGCCAGCCGGAGGGGUAGCAUGGGCGUAUUUGAGGGCGACGACUCGCCACUGGUCAGCCGCACCGGGAGCUUCCACGCCAGCCGGACGGGUAGCCGUACCCAGCUGAUCACGCCUGGCGAGAGGGCCAGCAUCGAGGGCUACUUUGCUUCGCAUGGCCCGCCUGGGGACUUCACCCCCGGCCCGGAUUUCGUCAACCUCGACGAGAAGCUGGAGGCCAUUGGCCUCGACGGCGAGGCGGAUCAGGAUGACGAGGCCGACGUGAGGAGGCUGGUCAAAAAUGGGCAGUCCCGGCCGGGCACUUGGUUUGGGAACAUUUUUGGGUGGACUCUGGCCUCCGUAGAAGAGAAUGACGAGGACGAUGACCCCGAUGGGGAGGGUUCCGAAGGCGAGGCAGAGAUAUCUACACCCGAGACGCCUUACGAGAGGCAAUUCGAGGGGGCUAGCAUUUUGUCCGAGCAAAGGAUGCCCGCCCCUAAGGCUGAACAAGGCGGCUGGCAAGAUGCUGCCUGGCUUCUGAGCGUUGCGUCCAAAGUGGCAUGGUCCUAA